AUGGAAGUCCAACACACAUUGUCAACGCAUGACCGGCUCACCGUCACAGGAUCACCAGCAGUAACAGCAGCUCCACCCAUCGGAGCGGCAUCCCUGACGGCGCAAGCAGCAACGGCAGAUGUCACGUCGGCACCUGAUGUUCCCGCAUUAACAGUCGCAUCAUUCGCUGAAACCGCAGCGCGAACGGGCGAGGGUGGCGCGGAUCUAGCGAUUUUCACAACAGGAGACGCGGAAGCAGAUGGAGCGGGAAACGACGCGAGCGGCGAGCAUCCUUCGAUGUCGCAUCCCUCCUUGGAGCACCCGUAUGCGGAAUUCGCCGCCAAUGGCUCCUUCCCUCCCCACGCGUCGACCGCGCCGACGCGGCUCGUAAACAUGCCGUCUUACGUCAACUUCAUCCGAUCGGAUCUCGCGCCGCGGCCGGACACGCAGCGUGCGCCCGUGAUUCGUGUGCAUCCGACGGUGUUCGAGGCGCUGCACGCGCUGCGCGAAGGGCUGCAGCUGUGCCGGCCCGCGAACCGCGUGAGCAUCAGCGACGUGAUCGACCACUUCCUGUGCUGCUCCGCGGAAGAGGUCGACCGGCUGCUGGAGCGCCGCGUUAAACACCGCCGCCAGAUGCUAGCUCUGGUGCAGCAGCAGCAGCAGCAGCAAGGGCAGGGACAGACGCAGGGACAGGGACAGGCGCAGGGCGAGGAGCAAGGGCAGGGUCUAGGACAGGGGCCGGGGCAGGAUGGCCAGCUGGCAGUUGCCCAGCAAAUGGAUGGCGGACACGUGGCAGUGCAGCAGGAGCAGGCGGGGCAGGGUGGGGAGGGUGAGGCAUUUCCUCCCAGGAGUGUUGCUGCCGGUUACCCGUAUUCGUACUCGGCACUCAUUCCCCCCAUGGUGCAACCCGAGCAGCAGAGGCGCAAGCGGCUGCGGCGGCACGUGCAGCCCCCCGCGACUCAGAGGAAGCUGCUGCAGCUGCUGCAGCAGCAGGAGCAGUUCCACCCCGGCCCUGCCCCACUGCAGCAGCCCUUGCCUUUCCUACACCAGCACCCACCAGUUGCUGAUGCAGCCUCUAGUGUCCCUUAG
Molecule: messenger RNA, 1068 nt
Organism: Closterium sp. NIES-65
Lineage: Eukaryota; Viridiplantae; Streptophyta; Zygnematophyceae; Desmidiales; Closteriaceae
Source: the annotation of a GenBank genome assembly